Messenger RNA from Thunnus maccoyii (southern bluefin tuna), 820 nucleotides. RefSeq lists its product as uncharacterized. Lineage: Eukaryota; Metazoa; Chordata; Actinopteri; Scombriformes; Scombridae. The record is from RefSeq and is a predicted model, not a curated record. The coding region runs from base 61 to 438 and encodes 125 amino acids. The transcript is spliced from 3 exons.
UCUGCUCAUCCACUCUUUCUCUGGACUUUUGAAGACACACUGACCCAUCAGACAGCUGCCAUGAAGACUGCGCUCGCCCUUCUGCUGUUCAUCUCUCUGGCCUGCAACAGCCACGCCCUUAAAUGUCACACAUGUGUGGCGUCCAAUGACGACGACUGCAACCGGCAGGGCUCUACCUCCUGUCCUCAGUACGCUGACGCCUGCUCCACCAUCACUGGGCCCAACACCGUGAUGAAGUCGUGCACUUACAAGGCUUUCUGCGACAAAGCUCACGGCAGCAGCUCUGGAGCCAAGAUGGACUGUUGUUUUGGGGACGACUGCAAUGGGCCCCACAGGAGCCACAGCCACGGGAAACACAACAGUGCAGGGGCCCUGGCCUCCAGCCCCGUCGUACUGAUCACUGCCCUGCUGCUGCGCAUAGCCGUCAGCCAUCUGUAAACACUUUUACCUUUUAUUUUCCUCCAGGGAUUCAUCAUUUCUUCCUUUUGUGUUUUAAUUAUGUUUUCUGUCCAUCCACCUUUCCUUCUUUGUCCCUGUGCCCCUCAGAGAUUUUUAACCCAAGUAACAAAAAGGAUUUAAGUUGCAGAAAGUGGUUUAAAAAUUGGGUUGAAACAAAAAAAAGUAUAUUAUGAAUGUCUGGAUUUCUACUUGUGGCGGUGUAUUUUGAAGAAGCUGCAUUUCAGUGGUUUCCUUCAUUUUGUGUAAAUUUUAUAAUAUCAUCAAAGGCCUGACUAGUAAUUAUCUGCAGCAGUAGGUUCACUUUCAGGUGAUGUAAAUCUGUACAGCGACCUGUGAACUUGAGAGUGUUUGUGGUGAUGAA